AUGGAUAGCCGGGUCUCAGGCACGGCCAGCAAUGGAGAGACAAAACCCGUGUACCCUGUCGUGGAAAAGGCAGAGGAAGAUGGCACCCUGGAACGCGGGCACUGGAACAACAAGAUGGAGUUUGUGCUGUCAGUGGCCGGGGAGAUAAUUGGCUUAGGCAACGUCUGGAGGUUUCCCUAUCUCUGCUACAAAAACGGGGGAGGUGCUUUUUUCAUCCCCUACCUCAUCUUCCUUUUCACCUGUGGCAUUCCUAUCUUCCUUUUGGAGACAGCACUGGGCCAGUACACUAGCCAGGGAGGCAUCACAGCUUGGAGGAAGAUCUGCCCCAUCUUUGAGGGCAUCGGCUAUGCCUCCCAGAUGAUCCUCAUCCUCCUCAAUGCCUACUACAUCAUUGUCCUGGCCUGGGCCCUCUUCUACCUCUUUAGCAGCUUCACCAUCGACCUUCCCUGGGGAAGCUGCCGCCAUGAGUGGAAUACAGAACACUGUGUGGAAUUCCAGAGGACCAAUGGCUCCCUGAAUGUGACCUCUGAGAACGCCACCUCUCCUGUCAUCGAGUUCUGGGAGAGGCGGGUCCUGAAGAUUUCCGAUGGCAUCCAGCACCUGGGGGCGCUGCGCUGGGAACUGGCCAUAUGCCUCCUGCUUGCCUGGGUCAUCUGCUACUUCUGCAUCUGGAAGGGGGUCAAGUCCACGGGCAAGGUGGUGUACUUCACAGCCACGUUCCCUUACCUCAUGCUGGUGGUCCUGCUAAUUCGAGGGGUGACACUGCCCGGGGCAGCCCAAGGGAUUCAGUUUUACCUGUAUCCAAACCUCACACGUCUGUGGGAUCCCCAGGUGUGGAUGGACGCGGGCACCCAGAUCUUCUUCUCCUUCGCCAUCUGUGUAGGGUGCCUGACGGCCCUGAGCAGCUACAACAAGUACCACAACAACUGCUACAGGGACUGCAUGGCCCUCUGCUUCCUCAACAGCGGCACCAGCUUUGUGGCCGGGUUUGCCAUCUUCUCCAUCCUGGGCUUCAUGUCCCAAGAGCAGGGGGUGCCCAUCUCUGAGGUGGCCGAGUCAGGCCCUGGCCUGGCUUUCAUCGCCUACCCCCGGGCUGUGGUGAUGCUGCCCUUCUCUCCUCUCUGGGCCUGCUGCUUCUUCUUCAUGAUCAUCCUCCUGGGACUGGAUAGUCAGUUUGUGUGCGUAGAGAGCCUGGUAACAGCGUUGGUGGACUUGUACCCCCGUGUAUUACGCAAGAAGAACCGGAGGGAGGUCCUCAUCCUUGGAGUGUCUGUCAUCUCCUUCCUUGUUGGGCUGGUCAUGGUCACAGAGGGCGGAAUGUAUGUGUUUCAGCUCUUUGAUAACUACGCAGCCAGUGGCAUGUGCCUCCUGUUCGUGGCCAUCUUUGAGUCCCUCUGUGUGGCUUGGGUUUAUGGAGCUGGACGCUUCUACGACAACAUUGAAGAUAUGAUCGGGUACAGGCCCUGGCCUCUUAUCAAAUACUGUUGGCUCUUCCUCACACCAGCUGUGUGCAUAGCCACCUUCCUCUUCUCCUUGAUCAAGUAUACUCCGCUGACCUACAACAAGAAGUACACGUACCCCUGGUGGGGGGAUGCCCUGGGCUGGCUCCUGGCUCUGUCCUCCAUGGUCUGCAUUCCUGCCUGGAGCUUCUACAAACUCAGCACCCUCAAGGGCUCCUUCAGAGAGAGAAUUCACCAGCUCGUGUGCCCAGCUGAGGAACUGACCCAGCGGAACCAAGCAGGACCCUCUGCCCCUGCCACACCCAGGACAUCACUUCUCAGACUCACAGAACUAGAGUCUCACUGCUAG
Messenger RNA from Pipistrellus nathusii (Nathusius's pipistrelle), 1809 nucleotides. NCBI's taxonomy places the organism in Eukaryota, Metazoa, Chordata, Mammalia, Chiroptera, Vespertilionidae. The record is from the annotation of a GenBank genome assembly.